Molecule: messenger RNA, 3186 nt
Organism: Mitosporidium daphniae
Lineage: Eukaryota; Fungi; Microsporidia
Exons: 1
Coding region: 1-3186 (1061 amino acids)
Source: RefSeq, a predicted model, not a curated record
AUGGCUACGCCCGAUCCACUCAUCCAAAAUAUCUCCCUUAGUGAUAUAUUAUCGGAUGCUUUGUAUAUAUUCCAGGAACAUAUUGAGGCUUUUUUCUUUCUCGCAUUAACCCUAUUCUUUGUGUUUCCUUUUUUUUCGAAACGAGGCAUAUUCGUGGCUUCAAUUUACAUUACCUCUUACUUAUCUUUUGACGAAACAGAGAUAAAUGGAAGCUUACUUAAAAGAAUUUUGGAUUUUUUCAGGCAAACAUUUCCCGGUGUUUCCAACUUUAGCAUUGGAUUGAUAAAACGCUACGCCAAAGACUGGUACUGGCUUUCUCGCAUCCUUGAAUUUGGGAAUAAUGUUGCGGAAAGUCAAAACCCGCAGCCCAAGGGUAUUUUUGAGCUUGGUCGUUUCUUUAAAAGAAGAUUACCUAAGAUUGUAAACAUCACCCUUCCGACAUUAGAUCCAUCAGUCCUUUAUAGUCCCAGUAUAGUCUUUAAUAUUUUGAAUAUAUAUUACGUCUUUGACUCUAUCCAAUCAAAGUUUCAGAGCGAAGAAAUCCGUUGCUCAAUUUCAGCAAAAUGUGUAAUAUUCAUCUUGUUUUAUAUAUGGCAAUAUGACUCACUAUUGCCUGGAAACGUUUUUAUUUAUUCGUUCAAAUACUCUCCACUCCCUUACAUAAUGAUUGCAUUGAUCCAAGCUAUUGAUUUCAUCUUUUCAAAAUGGAUUCCAUGUUUACUAUUGUCUUGUGGCUUGAUCCUACUUCUUAAUAAGGCAAUUAAUUUGGCGCUAUUCUUGUCUCAGUAUGUCUUAUUUUCGCUGGGUUUUAUUUUUUAUCUUGAUUACUUUUUUAUCAAGAGCAUUUUUGGGACCUCUAUGUUUUGUUUUAAGGCAGCCACUAUUUUUGUUGACCUAUUUAUGGGGAGGGAAUACGUUCCAUAUUUACAGGCAAUCUGGAAGGAACUCAAAACGGGAUUCUUAACUCGUUCAAAGUACUGGCUUCAAGUUGCAUAUUCGGAUGCAAAGUUUAGAGUAUACUUCCUUGCAUCCACUAUUUUCAUUGCAACAGGGAUAAUCAAAGUCAUUUUUGACCUAUCUAUUUUUGGAAUUUCAACAUGGUUCCCAUAUUUGUAUUUCGUUUAUAGCUCUUGGGGAGAUGUUCAUGUCACAUACGAUGAUGAUUGGAGGAAUAUACACUUUAAAACUUCUAGAGAUCCCAAUGACUUUAUUACCAAUAUUUCCAAGUAUAUUUCCAUUGUUAGUUUUACCUUUUUGGGUCUUCUUUUUCUGGUCUGGGAUAGCCCAUCCACAAAUGAUAGAUAUUCAUGUAUAAUACUCUCGGUUCCUAUAUUCAUGAUCCUAUUUUCUAUAGGGUAUUUCUCAUGUAAUAAGGGCGGCCCUUUUCAUACCGACCCAUUUCAGCUUGUUGGCUUAAUUUACACCAUUUAUUCUGAGGAUGUUUGUGAAGCAGAAGCAUCAGCAACCUCCAUUGAGGCUGGAGGGUAUCAAUCGACCAACCCCAUUCCAUUGGCGUCUCCCCUUGAAGCUUUAAAGGGAAAGCAAAAUAGGUUAUUAUCCCAGAAUAUUCCGCAACUUGCUGUAGCCCUCCUUUGCGAUACCGGAAUGUUUACGAGCUUUUUCGAUGCAUGGAGUAUUCUUCGGCCCAUUAUUCGGGCCUUUUCAAAACAACGGCUCGCUUUUGGGAUUGAUAACCUUGCGAUUUUUCAGAUUUUGGAAAAUCUCAAGGGAAACAAAGAUGCCUACAGUUACGUCUCGCAAUCAUCAUUGAAGGAUUUUGGUGAUUUUUCUAACGAAUUGAGCCAAGAAGAGAGGGAACACAGCCUCCUUAGAGGCGAGCAUUAUUCUUGGAGUCCACGGGCUAUGCUUGAGACCUUACUUUAUAGACCGAAAAACUACUCCUUUAAUUCAUUCAGAGAUGGGCAUCACGGCAGGCAUUUUUGCCGGCUAAUCAUGGAGGCAUUUAUUUAUGGAAUCUUAUUAUCUUCAAAAUUGGUAAUCUUACCUAAAGGUUCAGUACUUACAUCCUUUAAGCGUCUUUGGUGGAUCAUUUGGUCUUUAUUUGUAACUACUAUGACGCCAAGGUCUAUAAGCGCGGAAAGUAUUCUCAAUCAAGUACUAAGAUCUUCGCCAAAAAACAUUUUGAAGUCACUUUUUAUAGGCGAGAAUUAUCAUUUUACGCCGAAUGGAAUCAUCUCCUUGUUCCGGAAUGCUAUUUCUCGUAUACCGCUAAAGCCAUCAGUUGCAUCUGGUAAUGUUAAAUUCCUUCACUGGUUUAUCUAUUCGCAAUCUUUUGGUAAAUUUAACAUUAUCCAGUUUGCCCAAAAUUGGAUCUUUGGCCUUCCAAUUCAAUCUCAAAUUAUUUCUGUUCAAAUUCAGAGGCAGUUAACCCUGGUGUCUGGCUUGUUUUUUAGAACCUAUCCACAUAUUAAGAUGAUAUUAUUGAUUUUUAUUGGUGGUCCUUUUUUGAUGGCCUACCAAAGGCCUUGGAAUUGGAUGGAUUUUUAUUCGAUCCUCACAAUCAACUGUAUAUAUUGGGGAUGGAGACCAUCUGUAAAGAUGAUAUAUGAUGCCCCAUACCCAUCUUUAGCUAUUCGAAGAUGCGAUGAGUCUUUGACUAUGUUUAUGAUUUGCUUCCUUUUUUCGCUUGGCUGGAUGCUUCCAAAUUUUCUAGCGAGAAUGUUCAGACCCUUGAGAUUUUUAUUGCAACUCUUUUCGUUUUACCUUCUUGGAAACAUCCCAAGGUAUCUGCUAAAUAUAUUUGGCGGCCAUUUUGGUGAAACUGGUUCUCUACUUGGAACUGGAAUGGUGCUUUUCUCCAUUUCUGGCGCACAGGUGUAUAUAUACAAGAAAUUAUAUAAGCUCUUUUCUACAAACAUAUGGAACGGAAUUAGAGUUUCGUAUGGUCAAGGGGAGGAGGCCAAAAAACUGCUAAUGAACGAAUUGAGCGUCGAUGGCCAAGCUAUUGACGUUUCUGAAGACGGACUAGUGUCUCUUGAAACUUGUCCUGGUAUCCGCUCAUAUUGGCUUGAUGAGAUUGUUGAAUUUUUGGGAGGAAAAAAUGUUCCCAUGGAGAUUAUAUAUCCCAGUAUUCACAACAAUCCCGGUUAUCUUGAUCUGAUUGAUUCUUAUUUUUUCCCAGACGACGAAUUUUCAAAAAGAAUUCAAGACAAACCAGCACUUUAG